AUGGCUUCGAAAGACGGGAUAGUCCGCCUACCGGCCACCGCCAAGUCGGGCUCCUACCGAUCUGCCCAUUCGGUUCUGCCGACCCCAAGUCCGGAGCGGGAGAUUGCACAGCAGCACUCCCACACUAAUGGCUACGCCAGGCCACCAUCUCCGGAACCCGAGCCAAGCCCGCAGAAACCGCAGGCCGACUUCGCCUUCCGCGAGGAUGACCUCUAUGUGACUGGGGAGAAGCUGCAGCGGGAGAUCCCAGCCGGAAAAGCCGCGCUGGCCCGGGCGAUGUUCGACUCGACAGACCAAACCUCACCCCCAUCACCACUCAAUGAAGCCCAGAGGAAAUAUAGCUUGAACAGCUACCUCAGACCUGAUACAAGACCCGCUGGCGCGCCACCGGAUGCCAGCUUUGAUGAGGCGGCGCUGAAGGUAACCUCCGACACGCUGAAACGUGAAAUCCCGGCCGGGACAGCGGCGAGUAAAAUUUCGCGAUUUGCCAAUGGAGAAAUCGGGCAGACGAACAGUUUGCCGAGGAUACGCUUCAAACCUGGUCAACUUCGUACUCCGUUCCAUGAGAGCGACACGAAUCUGGCAAAGGAGGAACCGAGCUCGGGAUACGAAACCGCUGCGGAACCGCAACGCGCCGACGUUCGCCCCCCACCACCGCAGAGGAGCGCCUCGGUGGCCCAGUUCCAAUUUUCCAGGGAGGACCCGACCAAGCAAACUGUCGAAAUCCGGACCCCUGUCCCUACCUCUUCCGGUCCAUCCCGGAAACCGUAUGAGCCGGUGUACGCGGAUGCGUACGACCGGGCGGCCGCCCCGUGGAAGGCGCCGACAAGGGCCGCCCUGGUGACCCCACAAAUGGCUUUGGGAACGACUACGCAGCGCUCCGCCCCAAGACAACAGCCGCCACAACAUCAGCAACAAGUACAGCAGCAGCAGCAGCAUACGGACCUGUGCCACAUGAGCCCCGGGGCGAUGCGCGAGCAGUUCCGGUUCAACAUCGACCUCUCCAACGACGGCACCCCGAUCACCAUCUCCAGGCGC
Mesorhabditis spiculigera is the source of this 1038-nucleotide messenger RNA. Lineage: Eukaryota; Metazoa; Nematoda; Chromadorea; Rhabditida; Rhabditidae. The record is from the annotation of a GenBank genome assembly.